Messenger RNA from Condylura cristata (star-nosed mole), 609 nucleotides. Its product is annotated as thioredoxin. NCBI's taxonomy places the organism in Eukaryota, Metazoa, Chordata, Mammalia, Eulipotyphla, Talpidae. The transcript is spliced from 5 exons. Gene Ontology annotation, molecular function: protein-disulfide reductase activity. The coding region runs from base 99 to 416 and encodes 105 amino acids. The record is from RefSeq and is a predicted model, not a curated record.
CGUAUAAAGCGGAGGAGGGCGGCGCUCGGCUUCAAGCUCGAUCUUUGGAUCCGCUUCCAUCGCUUCGUAAGGUCGCUAGUCAGACUCCUGCAGCCAAAAUGGUGAAGCAGAUUGACAGCAAGGUUGCUUUUCAGGACGCCUUAAAUGGUGCAGGAGAUAAACUCGUAGUCGUUGACUUCUCGGCCACGUGGUGUGGACCUUGCAAAAUGAUCAAACCUUUCUUUCACGCCCUCUCUGAAAAGUACACCAACGUUGUGUUCCUCGAAGUUGAUGUGGACGACUGUCAGGAUGUUGCUUCAGAGUGUGAAGUCAAAUGCAUGCCAACCUUCCAGUUUUUCAAAAAGGGACAAAAGGUGGGUGAAUUUUCUGGAGCUAAUAAGGACAAACUUGAAGCCACCAUUAAUGAAUUAAUCUGAUCACGAUCACGUUUUCUGAAAACCACUCAUCGGCUGUAACAAUUGUUAAUUUUUUUAUUUACGAAAUCAGAUUAAAUAGCCAGACUUAUUUGCAGCUGCCACUGAUUAUACAUAAAAAAUAAAAUAUUAAUUCUACCCUUUUUAAAUCUGGUGUCUGACUAGCUUUCGGAAUAAAUGAAAAGUGACCAUUAGA